AAGUUUGCUGUCGAACACUGUGGUUGGGGUGCGACCGAUAACGAACUUAAGCUUCCCGAAUUGGUCGCAGAGCCUGCGCUGGUGGAGAUGGCCGAUCCGAGGCCAACUGAUCCAUAAUUGGACGGGCUGA
Messenger RNA from Anisakis simplex (herring worm), 130 nucleotides. The record is from the annotation of a GenBank genome assembly. Lineage: Eukaryota; Metazoa; Nematoda; Chromadorea; Rhabditida; Anisakidae.